This is a messenger RNA of Blastomyces dermatitidis ER-3, 1917 nucleotides long. Its product is annotated as AP endonuclease 2. The coding region runs from base 1 to 1917 and encodes 638 amino acids. The transcript has 5 exons. Gene Ontology annotation, biological process: base-excision repair. Gene Ontology annotation, cellular component: nucleus. The record is from RefSeq and is a predicted model, not a curated record. Gene Ontology annotation, molecular function: DNA-(apurinic or apyrimidinic site) endonuclease activity; double-stranded DNA 3'-5' DNA exonuclease activity; zinc ion binding. Lineage: Eukaryota; Fungi; Ascomycota; Eurotiomycetes; Onygenales; Ajellomycetaceae.
AUGAUAUCAGACAGGGGUGUUGCAGAUGGUCAGGUUGACUACCUGGAACGCAACCCGUUUUCGUAUCAUCCAUGGCGAGAGAAGCGGUCCUUCGAGGCGAUGUUCGACGCCCUCGAUGCGGACAUAGUCAUCUUCCAAGAGACAAAAAUCCAAAAAAAGGAUUUGCAAGAUGAUAUGGUUCUCGUUAAUGGCUGGGACUGUUUUUUCAGCCUUCCCAAGUAUAAAAAAGGCUUGAAUUCUAAAUGCUGCCCGAUUCGGGCUGAAGAAGGGAUUACGGGCAUUCUUUGCCUACCCGCAUCAGUGUCACCGUUUCCUUCUCCCACUUCAUUCCGCGACUUACCGGAAGAGGCACAGAUCGGUGGUUACCCUACUGCUGAACAGCUGGCUCUUUCAGACGUAGAUGCUUCCACGCUUGAUUCUGAGGGACGCUGUAUGAUCCUGGAAUUUCCAGCAUUUGUUUUGAUUGGUGUUUACUGUCCCGCGAACAGGGACGAAACGCGAGAUGGUUUUCGAACAGGGUUUGUAAAUAUACUGGAUGCCAGAGUACGGAACCUGGUCGCUAUGGGGAAGCGCGUUAUCGUGAUGGGGGAUUUAAACAUAUGUGGCUCAGAAAUCGAUUCGGCUCGCGCGCUUGAAGAGAUACGGAAAGGUAACCUGACCGAUUCGGAAUUUGUAUCUGCUCCCGUUCGUCGUGUUUUUAAUCAGCUGGUCUAUGGCGGGAAGGUUAUUGGUGACAGGGACCAAGGAAGGGAAACCCCCAUCCUUGUGGAUUUAUGCAGAAAAUACCAUCCUGAUCGGCCGGGCAUGUAUACUUGCUGGGAACAAAGAGUCAAUGCUCGACCUGGUAAUUACGGCUCACGGAUCGAUUAUGUCCUCUGCGAUAAAAGGAUGGAAGACUGGUUUUCUGCAUCCAAUAUCCAGGAGGGCCUUAUGGGUUCCGAUCAUUGUCCCGUUUUUGCCGAUCUUAAGGGCAAGGUGUUGUUGGACGGGGCAGAAGUCGACAUUCUCGACAUCCUUAACCCAAAGGGUACCUUCGAAAACGGCCAGCGGAAGCGGGAAUACUCGUCCGCAGACAUUCUUCCACUUUCAGGUAGAUUGAUUCCUGAAUUUUGUCAGCGACGAAGUAUCAAAGAUAUGUUAUUUCGGCAGAGUUCACAGGGUGGUAGCCAGGGUAGCAUGAAAGCUCCUAACAGCGGGACCACCACACUUUCUGCCGAAAAGACUUCCUUAGAUAUCAACCUUUCUACCAUAGAGGGGCCGACUAUGGCUUCUCCAUCUCCUACACCAUCGACGCCAUCAGCAGCGUCCACCACUCCUAAGCGGCCUCAUAAAGGGGACGAUGGCAUCACAUCACGACCAAAACGUUUGAAACGGAGCGAGUCAUCGACCGCUACUGCGACCAGGAAAGGGCAAAAGACCUUGAAAGGCUUCUUUGUCCCCAAAGAAUCCUCUAGUACUACAGCGGUUUCUAGAGAUGAUGAAAAAGGCUCCUCGAAUCCAUCAACCAUGGCAGGAGCAAGCAGCCCACAGAAGGGAACGACAAGAAAUCUUCCCCCAGACUCGAGCUUUUCUUGUCCAUCUGGAGACCAGUGUGGUCCAGAAGAAAACGGACGGCGACAAUUACAGACGGCUGACACAUUAUCGUACAAUGGAGAUUAUGAUAGUAAUGGUAGGGUACAUGACCCAAUUGCAAACAAGGAGUCAUGGUCAAAACUCUUCACGAAAAAGCCCCCACCGAGAUGUGAGGGCCACAAUGAACCUUGCAUCAGCCUUGUGACGAAAAAAGCGGGGAUUAACCGCGGCCGAUCCUUCUGGAUAUGCCCGCGGCCUUUGGGCCCCACGGGCAUUAAGAAAGCGGGUGACCAGUGGCGGUGCGAUACUUUUAUAUGGUCGAGUGAUUGGAAUGGCCCUGGGUGA